CUUACCAUAACUUUAUGAAAACAACAAAACAGAAUCGUUGCAAAAAAAAAAAAAUGUUGACUAUAGCUAUUUAGAAUUUGUUUAUUAGAGUCGGUUCGAGAGUACAAAAAUUAAGAAAUAUAAACAGUGAGACAGCCCGAGAAACUCUUAGAAGACAUGUGAGCAAGUGAUUGAUUUGAUUGGAAAUGAUUACAACCACGUGGUAUUGGAGGCAGGCAAUCGUUGGAUGGCGACGAAAUUCCUUACUUCUUAUCCUUCCAACCAAAUCUACAGCUCUCCGGUACAGCAGUAACAUGGCACCAGAGAGGAGAGCAAAACAAGUGUGUGUGGUGACAGGUGGUUCGGGCUUCCUUGGACAGCACAUUGUACAUCUUUUACAAACAAAAUGCGAUGAUGUGCGUGAAGUACGUACAUUCGAUAUUCGGCCCAUUAAGAAAUUUCUAGAAUACGAAGACAAUUUUUCUAGCCGCCACAUCAUUGGUGAUGUUACCAACUACACUGAUAUCAUGCAAGCAUUAGAUGGAGUCGAUGUUGUAUACCAUGUUGCUGGUGUAGUCAGUUAUGGGACCAGACCAGAUACUGAAUUGAUGCAGAAAGUUAAUGUCUCAGGCACAGAGAAUGUUAUCCAUGCAUGCAUCGAAAUGAGUGUGCCACGACUUAUCUUCUGCAGCACUGUAGACGUCGUUGUAGGAGAUAAAAACAUAGUUGAUGGCACAGAGGACACUGCAAUCACACCAAGCCAUUUCCUUUUCCCUGGAUACCCACAAACUAAGCACGAGGCAGAAGAUUUAGUCUGUAGAGCAAAUGGUUCACACCUUGCCAACGGUGGACGCCUGUACACUGUUUCGCUGCGUCCAAAUGUCAUGUAUGGUGAAGGUGACCCAUUCCUUAUUCCUUCCGCACUUCAGUCUGCCUAUAGCGCAGGUGGAUGGUCAGUCUGUGUUGGCAAUGGUAAAGCCAUCUUCCAGGUAUCCUACGCAGGCAAUGUGGCCUGGGCGUUUCUAAUGGCUAAUCGGACACUCCUCGACAACAAACUAACUAACGUAGAAGGUCAAUACUUCUUUGUGCCCGACGACACACCUGCGACCAGCAUCUACACAACCCUAGAACCCUAUCUUCAUGACCGUGGGUUCAAGCACAUGCCAGUAUACAUCCCGUAUUGGUUGAUCCAUGGUCUCUUGAGCAUCCGGGAUCUGUUUUUGUGGCUGAUAUCGCCCUUGGUCAAAAUCAAUGCUCAACCACCCAUCUGCAGUAUCAAGUACAUCAACAUGACACUGACCUUUAAAAAUGACAAAGCAAGGACGUACUUAGGCUUCCGGCCAUUAUUCAAUCCUGAAGAGGCAUUGCAGAGAUCAAGAAAGUAUUAUAAGAAAAUAAAACUUAAUUAAACAUGC
Octopus sinensis (East Asian common octopus) is the source of this 1394-nucleotide messenger RNA. RefSeq names its product 3 beta-hydroxysteroid dehydrogenase/Delta 5-->4-isomerase type 4. The coding region runs from base 186 to 1388 and encodes 400 amino acids. The transcript is spliced from 5 exons. Lineage: Eukaryota; Metazoa; Mollusca; Cephalopoda; Octopoda; Octopodidae. Gene Ontology annotation, molecular function: 3-beta-hydroxy-Delta5-steroid dehydrogenase (NAD+) activity. The record is from RefSeq and is a predicted model, not a curated record. Gene Ontology annotation, biological process: steroid biosynthetic process.